AUGGCUUCAACAUCUCCCAUCAAUGGCGUCAAGAUUAGUGGCGAAUCAGACCCCACAAAGAUUAUCAAGGUCUUGGCCAACGAGGGCAAGUCCGGAGAACCUCAGGAGCUCGCCUACACCAACUGUAAGGUCAUCGGAAACGGAUCUUUCGGCGUGGUUUUCCAGGCAAAGCUGGUCAGCAACCAAGAGGAUGCCGCCAUCAAAAAGGUGCUCCAGGACAAGCGCUUCAAGAACCGCGAGCUUCAGAUCAUGAGACUUGUUUCGCACCCAAACAUUGUCGACCUCAAAGCCUUUUUCUAUUCCAACGGAGAAAAGAAGGAUGAAGUGUUCCUUAAUCUUGUGCUCGAGUACAUCCCAGAGACGGUCUAUCGCGCUUCACGCCACUACUCGAAGAUCAAGCAGACGAUGCCGAUGCUGCAGAUCAAGCUGUACAUGUAUCAGUUGUUCAGGAGUUUGGCGUACAUCCAUGCUCUCGGAAUUUGCCACCGCGAUAUCAAACCCCAAAACUUGCUUCUCAACCCCACGACCGGCAUUCUGAAGUUGUGCGAUUUCGGAAGUGCCAAGAUUUUGGUCGCCGGAGAGCCGAACGUCUCGUACAUCUGUUCGCGCUACUAUCGCGCCCCAGAGCUUAUCUUUGGUGCAACCAACUACAUGACCAACAUCGACGUUUGGUCAACGGGAUGCGUGAUGGCCGAGUUGAUGCUUGGACAACCCCUCUUCCCCGGCGAGAGUGGAAUUGAUCAACUGGUUGAGAUUAUCAAAGUGCUGGGAACACCAACAAGGGAACAGAUCAAGACGAUGAACCCAAACUACAUGGAGCACAAGUUCCCUCAGAUCAAGCCUCACCCCUUCAACAAGAUCUUCCGCUCCCGGACACCCCCAGAGGCAUUGGAACUCAUCUCGCGUCUCUUGGAAUACACACCCUCGCGUAGAUUCACACCUAUUGAGGCCAUGAUUCACCCAUUCUUUGAUGAGCUCAGGAACCCAGAGACGAGACUACCCAAUGGCAAGGAGCUUCCACCCCUCUUCAACUUUACUAGCCUCGAACUAUCGAUUCGCCCAGACCUUAUUCCUAUGCUUGUUCCUCGCCACGCCGAGGCUGAACUCAAGUCUUGUGGCAUUGACGUUCACAACUUUGUACCAGUGCCCCCAAGCGCGACUCGAAUUUCCCUGGAUUAA
Molecule: messenger RNA, 1179 nt
Organism: Gamsiella multidivaricata
Lineage: Eukaryota; Fungi; Mortierellomycota; Mortierellomycetes; Mortierellales; Mortierellaceae
Product: Pkinase-domain-containing protein
Exons: 7
Coding region: 1-1179 (392 amino acids)
Biological process (GO): protein phosphorylation; signal transduction
Cellular component (GO): cytoplasm
Molecular function (GO): protein serine/threonine/tyrosine kinase activity; ATP binding; protein serine/threonine kinase activity
Source: RefSeq, a predicted model, not a curated record